This is a messenger RNA of Esox lucius (northern pike), 2225 nucleotides long. It is a transcript of the gene slc13a1, whose product is annotated as solute carrier family 13 member 1. Lineage: Eukaryota; Metazoa; Chordata; Actinopteri; Esociformes; Esocidae. Gene Ontology annotation, molecular function: sodium:sulfate symporter activity. Gene Ontology annotation, biological process: monoatomic anion transmembrane transport. Gene Ontology annotation, cellular component: membrane. The record is from RefSeq and is a predicted model, not a curated record. The coding region runs from base 420 to 2201 and encodes 593 amino acids. The transcript has 17 exons.
UCCCCCCUUCCCGUUAAAAGGUUGAGUACCGGAGUCCGCCUGAUUCUGACGUGCUGCUCCCCCUCCCUUGGUCCGUGGUACUCUACGCAACUGAGCAGUCAGGAUCGCACUAGACCAACCUAGCAAUAAUAAAAGAAGAAACGCCACUGAUUCAAGGCUCCCAGGCACUGUUCAUAUGGAGCAACCAUUUCAACUGCUGGCUGCAAAGACAGAGCUGUACCGCAACGCAAAAUCAAAAAUAUAACGCAUCUGCACAUAUUCUCUCAAGGCCCCAUCCACUGCAUACUCAGUGACAGACCCUAAAACAAUAAAGAUUUAUGGCUGACCAAGUAGACAGGAUAAGAGCGGCGAGUGCCUGAAGAAAUGCCUUAAGUCAUUUUAACACUCAUCUGGGAUGACUCGGGAAGAGGUUGCUCAUCAUGAUGAAGCGGUUUCUGAAAGGAGCCUGGAACUACCAAAAACUGCUCAUCAUCAUUCUCACUCCUCUGCUGUUGCUACCUCUUCCACUGGUCAUCCAAAAAAAGGAGUCUGAAUGUGCGUUCACACUUUGUGUAAUGGCAGUGUACUGGCUGACAGAAGCACUGCCACUGGCUGCCACAGCUCUGCUUCCAGCUUUGCUUUUCCCUCUUUUUGGUAUCAUGACGUCCUCGCAGGUGGCUGGGGUGUACUUCAAAGACUUUCACUUGCUGUUGAUUGGGGUCAUCUGCCUGGCAACAUCCAUAGAGAAGUGGGGUCUCCACAGGAGGAUAGCACUGCGGCUGGUCACUGUAGUUGGUGUCAAUCCUGGAUGGCUGAUGUUGGGCUUCAUGAGCAGUUGUGCCAUCCUCUCCAUGUGGGUCCAGAACACGUCCGCCGUUGCCAUGGUGAUGCCAAUCGUGGAGGCAGUAAUUCAGCAGAUUUUAAAUGCAGAGGGAGAGGGUGAGCAGCGCCAGCAGGCACGGACGGGCACCAGCAACCUUGGUCUAGAGCUGGAAGAGUCUGAGGGACCCUGUGAGACGAACGAGGAGCCAAUAAAUAGAACAAAUGAGCAACCAGAUGCAGUAGAUCACAGUAUUUCAGCAGAUGUGCACUGCCAGACCAAUAUAGAUGGCCGCUACCAGAGCAGGAGAGAACAUAUGAUGUGUAAGGGGCUGUGCCUCAGCAUUGCAUACUCCUCCUCUAUAGGAGGGAUAUCCACCCUGCCCGGGACCUCACCAAACCUCAUCUUUGCAGAAUACAUCAACCAAUUCUACCCAGAAUGCACCUCUGUGAACUUCGGAAACUGGAUCAUCUUAUGUUUGCCAAUCAGUGUCAUUGCUCUGCUGUUGACGUGGAUAUGGCUGCACUGGAUGUUCAUUGGCUCAGACUUCAGGGCCCUGUUCCGCCCUAGUGGAGAGCGCUCUGGAAGAGAGACAGCAACAGCCAGAGUCAUAGAGGAGGAAUACAGCAUGCUAGGGCCUAUGAGUCCUCAGGAGAUUGUGACUGGGGCAAUGUUCAUCUUGAUGGCAUCUCUGUGGGUCUUUAGGGACCCUGGCUUUAUUACAGGCUGGUCCUCCCUCUUCUUCCCUCAACAUUCAGGGCAUGUAAGUGAUGCAACUGUGGCCAUACUGCUGGGGGUUAUGUUUUUCGUCAUGCCAGCACACAAGCCAUCUACAGAUCUACAGAAAGAUGGCAGGAGCUAUGAGGCCAUGAUCUCUUGGAAAGAGUUCCAGGCCUGUAUGCCAUGGGAAGUUGCCCUGCUUGUUGGUGGAGGCUUUGCACUUGCUGAGGGCACAAAGGUGUCCGGUCUUUCCUCCUACGUGGCAAACCUCCUCUCCCCCCUGGGGAGUCUCCCUGUCAUAGCCACUGUCACCAUUGCCUGUGUCAUCGUCACGUCCGUCACAGAGGUGGCCAGUAACGCAGCCACCAUCACCAUCUUCCUCCCCAUCCUUGGCCCACUGGCUGAAUCUCUCCAUGUAAAUCCGCUCUACAUGCUGAUUCCCACAACUCUCUGCACAUCCUUCGCCUAUCUGCUUCCCUCAUCCAACCCUUCCAAUGCAAUUGUGUUUUCCUAUGGCCAUCUCACAACUAUGGACAUGGUGAAGGCUGGGAUUGGUGUGAAUGUGAUCUGUGUCCUUGCAGUGCUAUUUGCUGUGACAACAUGGGGGAUUCCAUUGUUUGAUCUAGAUACCUACCCUGAUUGGGCACGGACUCCACCCCAGACAAAUUUCUCUACAUGGUGAAAUCAGUAAAUAAAAAAUUUGAUA